Molecule: messenger RNA, 2305 nt
Organism: Anoplopoma fimbria (sablefish)
Lineage: Eukaryota; Metazoa; Chordata; Actinopteri; Perciformes; Anoplopomatidae
Gene: dhrsx
Product: dehydrogenase/reductase (SDR family) X-linked
Exons: 7
Coding region: 32-1006 (324 amino acids)
Source: RefSeq, a predicted model, not a curated record
UGGAGGGCGGAAGCUGAUCCGGUCGGAGGAGAUGUGGCUGCAGUCCGUGCUCGUACCUCUGCUGCGGCUGUACCUGUGCGGGAUGAAGGUGCUGCUCUACCAGCUGCUGCACAGCUCCUUCACGCUGCCAGUCCUACCCAGGCAGAAUGGAAGGGUUGCCAUAGUGACGGGGGGGACCAGAGGAAUGGGUUAUGAGACAGCGAGACACCUGGCAGGCCUCGGCAUGCAUGUUGUCAUAGCUGGGAACGAGAGAGAGGAGGGAGGGGCCGCCGUCAGGAGGAUCCAAGAGGAGGACGUCGAGGGGAGAGUGGAGUUUGUCUUCUUAGACCUGACCUCCAUGAAAUCAGUGCAGCAGUUCGCUCAGACGUUCAAAGACCGAGGCCUCCCGCUCCAUGUCCUGGUUAACAACGCUGGAACCAUGAUGGUCCCUGAGAGCCAGACGGAGGACGGCUUUGAGUUCCACUUUGCGCUCAACUACCUGGGCCACUUCCUGCUGACCAACCUGCUGCUGGACUUGCUGAAGAGGUCUGGACGACCGGGCUGCUGCUCCAGGAUCAUCAACAUGUCCUCCGCCACUCACUACGCCGGAGUAGUGAACAUGGAGGACUUAAACAGGAGGGUCUGCUACAGCUCCCAUGGUGCCUACUCCCAGAGCAAACUGGCCCUGGUCCUCUUCACCAACUACCUGCAGGAGCAGCUGACGGCCGGCGGCUUCCCGGUGACCGUCGCCGCCGUGGACCCCGGCAUGGUGGACACGGCGCUCUACGACAACCUGUGGAGCCUCGCGCAGGCGCUGAAGAAACCCGUGGCCAAGAUCCUGUUCAGGACUCCAGCAGAGGGAGCGUCCAUAUCCAUCUACGCUGCAGCUGCCUCUGAGAUGGAAGGCGUGGGGGGGUGUUACCUCUACAACGGCCAGAAGACUCAGUCCUCCGACAGCUCCUACGACCCGGAGCUACAAGCCCAGCUGUGGAAGAAGAGCUGUGAGCUGGUGGGCGUCCGGGGAUAGUUCCACCUCCUCCAGGGUCCUCUGAGAGACGGUAUCUGGAGCUCACAGACACCACCCAACCACCACCCAACCACGGCCUGACCUCACACAGUGUCCCCACACUCAAACAUCUGGAACUCUCGGCCGUACACAUCUGCUGAGUAGAUUUUGAGGGCAAUAUGUUUUCUCCUGGAUUACCUUUGUUUUUGACGUAUCUCAAAUAUACUUCUAAUCGUAGUCUGAGUGGAUGGGUAGGUCAACACAGGACUUUCACCAUGGAGACUGGUGUUCGUGUCCUGUGUGGAACCUAAAGUCAACAUUCACCUGUUUGAGUUUACGCCUGUAAUUUAACAAAUGUACUUAUUUUAAUCCAAACUAUAAAGCUUUUACUAAACCUAAACAAGUAGUGUUAUAGCCUAAACAUGACCAAGUAGUUUUGUAGUUUUUAGUUUAGUUUCACUGACGGAGUCCUGUAAGGACACUUCUAAUGUUUAAAGAGACUAAACCAGACUUUGAUAUGUUGAUAUCCUGCCAAGCUUCCACGUAGAAUGUUAGAUAAACACAGACAGUCUGAGCACAUGAGAUUCCUGAAUGCCUUAGCGGUGCCUAUUUAAGCCUAUUUGUGAUUUAAUGUGAUUUUAAUGUGAUUUUAAUGUCUACAGAAUCAGUAUUCUGACUUCAUUUAAAUGUUGAGUCUACUGAAUCAAGUUAUAUUUAAUUCAUAUAUUUAAAUAUUGAAUGUACCAUAUCUUAUUGGUGAAAAAGAAUACUGCUUUGUCCUAGUUUCAGUUCCAGUUGGUCCCGUUAAGGGGAUUCUUAGUGUAUAGACGUCCCAUUUGUUUCCCAACAAAAUGCACUUUUUUUGCCUUAAUGUAAGUCUUACAUUUAUAUAUUGAAUCAGAAUUUAUAGUGUAAUAUCAUUUAACAUAUUGGAACUCAAAGAGUCUACACGUGCUAAUAGCUUUAGCUUUCCAAAGUAAGAAUAAGUCUAGCCAAAGUAUUUCUUUUAUUGUCAUUUAUUCCAUGAUGAGAACAAACCCAACAGUGAUCAAUCCACGUACAUAAAGACGAUGAAUGUAUAGAAAGUAAGCAGCUGAUCAUCAUGUACUUGUGUCUCUACUCUCCUGUGGACUGAACUCUACUCUGUUAAAGGUUCUGUAUACAUUUCAGUGUUUCAGCAUUAAUCAAAAUGAUUGUUUUGCACUCAAAUGGUUUUCUAUGAUCGCUGUGAAUGAUGUAUUAAUUUACAUUUAUUAUACCAACAGAUUAAGAAAGAUGUCACACCUAAUAACAAUAUGUUAAUAAACACUAAUUAACGCA